ACGACUUGAAAUGGUAAAUCGAUGACUAGUGUGUGUUGUUUACAAAAAGAAAGAAUUACACAAAAGGAUAAGAUUAAUUGCGAGUUUCAAUUUAAAAAUGAAUCUUAGAAGUUUCGAAAAUCGAGUUUAGUUGUUUAGUUGCAAACAUAAUACGAUGAAGCGAAGGAAUGUGCUACCAGUGUUGGUAGCGUCAUUGCUGUUAAUUUUAAGGAACGGCAUUCAAGCAAGCGAUAUCACAUCACAAGUAUUCGGAAGCUCGUCGGAUGGCAUCAUUGGUGCUUUUGGUGACUUUAAUUCCGAUGAACUGACCGACGUUUUUGUGAUAAAAGAGAAUGGUCACGUACUGGAAGUGCUACUGGGCUCGGACGUUGAACCAUUGCUGCGAAAUUCGGGGGACUUGAAAUGCAAAUUUGAAAAAUUGCAAAUAACCAGCGUUGUACCAGGCGAUUUUGACGGUGACGCAUUCAUGGACUUGCUGAUAACAACGAAAACAGACAAACCUGACAUUCUGGACAUUCACAUCAAUUGGGGUGGAUCGGAGUAUUUGAAUUGUACCGACGAAAAAGAACCGCUCAUACAGAUGAUUGGCGAGCCAGUAGCGUUGGAUUAUAACAGAGAUAUGAUUAUUGACCUGUUCGGAAUGGCUGUCGACUCAAGUCGAACAUUUUGGGUGUUUGAAAACGAUAGAAAAGCGCCGAGAGUCCAUGUAAUGGAACCGGUUGGAGACAAAACCAAAUUGAUUGUACCGCACUCGCAUGCUUAUUUGGAUCUAAAUAAUGACUUUUUGGCCGAUCUGUUCGUGACAACCGUAGACCAUUUCGAGGUUUGGCAUGGAUCCAAAAAGGAAGGCUUUGAGUUCAGCCAUAAGAUUCACUUACCGGAUGGUAACUACAAUCAGCACGUCGGUCAGACGUUGUUUUUGGACAUUGAACUGAAGGGAGAGAUGAACUAUCUGCUGCCGAUUUGUUUCGAUAAGAAAUGCACAAACUCGUCGAUUCUGGUUAACCAUGGCCAGGGUUUCGAGAAUUUGAAUGUAAAUUUCAAGGAUGACGAAAAUCAACAGUGGGGUUUCGUUGUGCCCGACAAAGAUCAGCCGUAUUUGAAUACGAUAACCAUGCGCGCUGGCGAUUUUAACAUGGACGGUUUUCCCGAUCUGCUGGUAACACUAGCGAAACAGAAUGGACAACCGCAAACGUUCCUACUGGAAAACGUUCCGUGCAAAUCUAAUUGUCUCCACAUGGGACGAACAUUUGAAGUGCUGUGGAAGGCUUUGAUGCCGUUCAGCAAUGGGACCAUAACUGGAGCAUUUUAUGACUUUUACCAGGACGGCAUUUUGGAUGUUCUGUUUGUGGAAAAAUCCGGUGAACGAUACAGACAGGUCGCGUUUCGGAACACAUUAGAUUACGAUGCGAAUUUCGUUAAAGUGAUCGUACUGACUGGUUUGACGAAUUGGAGAGAUCCGGAUAAGAGGACACCAUUGGGAAGGAAGAAGCGAACCUACGGUACUAACCUUCCUGGUCCUCGUAUCGCCUACUACACAACAACGCAAGACGGUGAAAUCCAACACGGUUCAUCCGUUCAGAUUCCCCAAUCCGCCUACUUUUCACUUCAAUUGCCUUACACGAUCUUCGGUCUCGGCCGAACGCCGAAUUUCGUCGAUUCACUGACCGUCGGACUGGCGAAUCGAUCGCGAACGUGGACACAAUUGAUACCGAAUUCGCAAAUGAUUGUCGUGCCGUCACCACCACAAGACCCGCAAAAGUGGAAAGUCCAAUUGUUCGUGACGCCCAGUAAAUUGAUCGUUAUGAGCGUGAUAACGUUGGGCGUGACUUGCGUAAUCAUAAUGUUGAUCAUUUUGGGACUGUACAUCAAAGAGAAACGUGAAGAUAAAAUCGAACGAUUGCAAGAGGCGCAUCGGUUCCAUUUCGAUGCCAUGUGAACUGUGAAUGAGUUUUUAUGUUUUUGUUUAUAAUUUAUUGAAUUCCUUAUACCGGCGGACUGGGUAAAAGUCCGUCAAAUGUGAUCCGAAAAUUAAUUAAAAUUAAAAGAAAAAAAAAUCACAAAAA
This is a messenger RNA of Bradysia coprophila, 2066 nucleotides long. RefSeq names its product T-cell immunomodulatory protein. The record is from RefSeq and is a predicted model, not a curated record. NCBI's taxonomy places the organism in Eukaryota, Metazoa, Arthropoda, Insecta, Diptera, Sciaridae. Gene Ontology annotation, cellular component: plasma membrane.